AUUGUUUCACAUUUUCAGUCCACUGUCCACUUUCACGUUUUGCAUUUCGUUCUCAACCUGUUGAGAAGUGGCUAAAGAGUGAUGUAAAACGGUGCUCCGUGAAUAGUUCUGAUUAACGUUUUGUUUUUAAUUUAUUGUUUUUGAUCAACAAUGGCGAAUCGUAGGAGAGGUGUUAGUUUACCUAAAGAACUGCAAACAGAUGAAAAGCUGGUUACUAAAAAGGAAAUGGCACAAAGAAGAAGUUUACCUGCCUGCCCACCAAUUCCGAAUAAAGUAAGAAGGAACAUUUUGAAUGUUCCGUGUGAAAAGCUGCGAGUCUUGUCUUUCCUCAGCUCUGCUACUCUAAGUCCAAUGUAUGACCCGACUUUGGGCAGCACAUAUUUAGAACAACUAUUCCAAAAGUCGUAUAUGAUUGGCCAAGGUAGUUUCGGCAACGUCUACCUAGCUAGAAGCAAGAUCGACGGUGAAGACUACGCACUCAAAAGUCUCAAUACUAACGUCAGCGUGAAGGACAAAUACGCCGAGAUAACCAACAACGAAAAAGUUGGAGUGCACCCGAAUUGUGUGAGAUUUUACAUGGCUUGGGAGGAAGGUGUUGACGUGUAUUUGUUAUUAGAACACUGUGACAUGAGCCUCUCAGAUUUGGCUAGCCGAACAGACGAGAUUACUGAGGAUUUGUUGUUGAACAUACUAUAUGAUAUAUGCACUGGCUUAGACUAUUUACACAAGAAAAGCCUCGUGCAUCUUGAUAUUAAACCAGCCAACAUCUUACUGAAGCGAGGAUAUUUCAAAAUAGGAGAUUUCGGAACUGUCGUAGACUUGAACUUGCCGCCGACUAUCUGCAAGUCUACCGUGUCCGAUGGAGAUGCGAAAUACUUGGCACCUGAAGUACUUGACGGUGUCUACACACCAGCUUGUGAUAUAUUCGGCUUAGGAAUUAGCCUUUUAGAAUUAGCAGCUCGAGUGAACCUGCCUACUUCCGGGCCAAUAUGGCAGCAAAUGCGACGCGAAGUUCUUCCUAAAGAAUUUUACGACAAGGAGGUUUCCUUAGGCUUCAAGGUUAUCAUAGAAAGAAUGUUGAAACCUCAGCAUGAGCAAAGGCCAUCAGCGGAGAAGAUACUGAAGUUCAGUACUGUGAAAAUCGUCAGAAACAGGGAUAAGAAGGCACCUAGGAUAGAUUAUGCUCUAAGUCACAUUGCUGAUUUAUUGGAACGCGGAAUUAUAAAUGAAAUACAGGUGGAUCAGGAACCCGAACUUUUACAUGAAGGACAGGUGGAUCCGGAACGCGAAGUUUUAGAUGAAGGACAGGUGGUUCCGGAACGCGAAGUUUUAGAUGAAGGACAGGUGGUUCCGGACCGCGAAGUUUUGGAUGAAGGACAGGUGGAUCCACCCUUGGAAGAUCUUCCAGAUAUUUUAAAUAAUAACGACCUUUUCGGUACUCCUCCAGGCGCACCUGAUCCGUCCUGGGUCGAUGUUCCUGAUUAUGAUUAUUUGAUGUACGCGAUGUAUUCGAUGGACCACUCCUCGUUUGCGGUUGACCACUCGACGCAUGCGAUUGGUCGUAAAAACCUGUUCAACUCAUCAGCAAAGACGAAAACACAUACAGUCACUUCGGGCGAGCUCAACGAUACGUUUCAAGCAUCGUUGUCUCCGCAGAAUGAAGAUGGUGAAACGUCAGAAAAUCAUUCCAAUAGUCAAUUGGCAGUUCAUCUGAACAACUCUGGUGAAGGUAUGGACCAUGAUGCAGGAAGACGUUAUGGUGAUGACAUGAGUUCGUCUACUCCUCUAUCGUCUCGGAAACUACUCAAAACUAGAAUGUCCCUUGAUUAACUCGAAGAUUUUAUUUUGGUCGAUCAUUGAGAAACUUGACAAAGUCUUGUAAUUUUUUUUUAUUUAAUAUCUUUUCCUCAUUAGCUGUGAGCGCCAUGAUUUUUAAAUCAAGUUCUAGAGAACAUAUUUACUUGCAACCACCUAUAUACAAAGUUAUGCACUUUGUAUAGAACAUUGCCUAGAUCAUAAAUGCUCUCUUUGCUGCCUAAUUACUCAACUUGAUUUAUUAGUGUGAUCCUUAUUCUGAAGUUUUUAAGAUCAUUUUCACAGAAGUCCAUUUGUUCAAAAUAAAAGGGAAAAAUGUACUCCAACUUUAUUUUUUCACAUGUUUGUAUGGAGUCAUCAGAUCUUCGGGAUCUUACGACGAUUCUUCAUUUUGACAAAACAAUCUUUCUGGAAUUUAUGUUACAUAUAUACAUAUUUUUGAUACAGGAAAUUCUUAUACAAUUUUUGUAUAAGGUCCACCUUGCUUUGCGUAUGCGUACGAAUUCAAGCUACCAAUGAUCGAUCUUUCAAUAGUCUUUCUGUAUUGAUCUCGGAUCAUUGUGAUGUAGAUGUACUUAUCACUUGAUCAAACUAUUUGACAUGAAAGACUGUUUUUUAUUAUUUGUUUGUUUUGUUUUUAUUUAUUUUGUACAAGUAUUCUACUUUUGUUGAGAAUCCUAUCUUGGGUUUGAGAAAAAUUGUUUUCGUUUGGUUAAGUUGCUUAGCAGUUCUUAGUAUCAGAAAUCGAUUUUUGUCGACAAAGGUCAUUCAUUCCUUUUCCUAAGAUCAACCUACAUUGUGACUAGUGGACCAAAACCAAAUCCUCGAAACACAAUUAUUGCAUUUUCACAUAUUCAGAUUCCAGUCAGACCCUGAUGUGAAUAUAGAUUCGAUCCUUGUACAUUUAUAGCCCAUAAUCAUUUAUUAACAUGUACUAUUACUACUUUCUAGUCAACCAUAUACUGUAUUCCAACAUCCCAAAAAUUAUAUAUGAGGUGAAAUGAGAUACUUUGGCGUCAUCCAUGAGAAUUUUUCAGAUCGGCUUUGGAAAGGUUGGUGUUGUAUGAGACGCUAACUUUUUCAGAGUAGAUUUCUAAUUGAUGCAGAAAGGAGAAACAGCUGUGACAAAUUUAAAUAAAUGUUAUUUAGCUUGCAAUGCUGCCUUGGCAUUAAAUCCAAAUCUAUUCAUUACUUAAUCUUUGUCUAUACAGUGUGAUUCUUUAAUGAUUGUGCCAAAAAUAUAUCCUAGAUUACGUUCGUGGAAAUAAUGAUAUUAAAUCAAAUAUGCCUUUGUAAAAUGUCUGAGAAUCUCUUAUGAAGCAGCAUUUUGCUAAGGUAUAUUUGGCUCAAUAUUAUUUUCACGAGCUUAAUGUGGGAAUGUUUUUUUGGCGCAAUCAUUAGGUACCGAUCUAUAUAUAUAGGUCAUAUCACCUUUUUCAAAUUUCUUGUCAAUAUUAAUUUAUUGUAUGAUUCCUAACAGUGAUUGUUAAUUCCUCCAUUCCUUAAGCGUUUGUAUAUGUAUAUGCAAUUCUCACGUUCUUAGUUAAUGAAUCUUAUGCUUGCUGGUCCCAAGUCAUAUUUAAGAUCACAAACCAAAUCUCUCGAUAAGUACUAGAUAACCCUCUUUGAAUACAUGAAAUUAUCCAAAUAUUUUUGGAAAAAGUUCAGCGUCUUACAAUUUUUUGUCAUAUUCUGAUGAGUAAAUGAUUAUUGAUUUAAUGUAAUUGACUGAAAUUUGUAGGUUCUCACACAAUUUUGUAAAGAUUUAAAGUUUUUCAGAUUUUAAUCUCUCAUGGUGUGAAUUUUUUGUCCUUAAAUUAUCUGUAAAACAUGUUUUUGAUUAGUUCAGGAAUUAUAGGGAGAACUAAUUUUUGACAAGCUAAAUCCGAAUGUGUUUUACAUCUACCAACUCUAUUUUUAAGUUAUAUUUUUCACGUUACGUUUUGUGUAAUGUUUCACGUAAUGUCGUUACGUUUUAUGUAAUUUUCACGUAAUAUCGUUACGUUUUAUGUAAUUUUCACGUAAUAUCGUUAUGUUUUAUUUAAUUUCCCACGUAAUAUCGUUACGUAUUUUAAUUUUUCACAUGAUCCAAGCUGUCUAAGCAACGUAAGAUUUUAGUUUUCGUUAAUAUAGUAUAUUGCUGAACAAGGUGCUGAAGUGUUCCUUUGAGGGUUUAUAACCUUAUGUGAUUUAAAACUCAGCAUUUGACUGUUACAAAGUAACAGUACUGGUGUUGGCGUUUUGGCAAUUUCACCAAGGCAUAGCCUUUUAGAUGUAAGGAAUUGCAAUAUUAGAAUUUUGUUUUAUUUUAUUCAUAACCACCUACACUAUUAGACUCAGUAUUUUAAUUUGAUCAUCGAUCGGCAAUUUUAACUCAUGUAAUUUGGUAAUAUCUGAAUGGUAUUUCUCGAUUUUGAUACAGCUUAUAUGUUUGGUGGUUUGACGUUAUCGUCGUGUUGUGAUUGUAGCCUUAAGUCUAUUUAACCAAUUUUUAAAAAUAUAUUUUGUAUGCUUUAAUAAAAGUGUUUCUCUUA
This is a messenger RNA of Acanthoscelides obtectus, 4349 nucleotides long. NCBI's taxonomy places the organism in Eukaryota, Metazoa, Arthropoda, Insecta, Coleoptera, Chrysomelidae. The record is from the annotation of a GenBank genome assembly.